This is a messenger RNA of Cylindrotheca closterium, 723 nucleotides long. The record is from the annotation of a GenBank genome assembly. Lineage: Eukaryota; Bacillariophyta; Bacillariophyceae; Bacillariales; Bacillariaceae.
AUGAAGUUCAGCGCUCUUGGCUAUCUCCUUCUCCUUCUUCUCAGUGGCAGUAAUGCGGCAGUUGCACUCGAGAUUGGCGAUCAACUAUGCAUUCAAGGAUUCAUUAUGGAUUAUUUCUGUAUUCAAAACGUGAACAUGAUUGACAAUGGCCUCGUAACUCUUGAAGAGCCCGAUCGCCAUACCGUUCACUGUCUUGUGGAUGUUGGGAUCUGUCUUGACAGCGCUUUUGAAGUGUUGGUCGAGUCGCCCAAUCAAGCAUCAUCGACGUCAGCAUAUACCCGAGGAUACCGUUUGGAUGACGGCUCGAAAACGGACAUGAUCAGUCUCGCUCGACGUGUCGGAAGUUGCAGUACUUGUGUAAAUGGGUAUGACAAUAGCAUGUUGAACAGAGGAUUCAAGGCUGUCAUGAAGGUCACAGUUUUGGAUUUGAAUCCCGACGACUCUCAGAGUGCACCACCGUUGAUUCGAGUGGACGAGCGAAAGGAUUCUAGUAGUCUGGGAAAUGAUCCCUGUCAAUCUGAGUAUGGCAUGAUGGAGGGUGUACCAACUGGGACUUCAGUCAAUGCCACCCCAGUGCCAUCACCCACUAUGAAUCCCAACUCCACUUCACCUCGAGGUGAAGAAAAAGAAGAGGAAUUGGCUGAUUCCGGCAAUGGAAUACAUCUUUUCUCGGUGGCUACUAUCGUUGCUUUCAGCUCACUGUAUGCGUCAAUGAUCCUUUGA